Messenger RNA from Cooperia oncophora, 621 nucleotides. The record is from the annotation of a GenBank genome assembly. Lineage: Eukaryota; Metazoa; Nematoda; Chromadorea; Rhabditida; Trichostrongylidae.
AUGAAGCAACACAGAAUGUUUGAGGAAGAAGCUGAUCGUCGGCGUGGCUUCUGCCUGCUCCACUUUGGCCAUUGUUGCCUGCCUUCAUUGUGGUUCCAUCGCUCUACAACACCAUCAACGAGAUCCACGAUGAAGUCCUCGAUGGAGUUGUCUGUGUUCCGCGUCGAGACUGACUCUGCCUGGAGCCAAAUGAUGGACUUCCAAGUCACUGUCGCACCUCCACCAAGCCUCGUGAGAAUCCCUUCGGCUCUAUCUUCCGUAGCAAGAGGCAGGCCUGGUCUUCCCUUCUUACUGCCAGUGCACGACUCCAACAGUCAACUGCCCACCUGGACCUCCUGGACCUCCCUGGACAGCCUGGAUCACCUGGACAACCCGGAGCACCUGGUCAACCUGGACAAGACAACACCGUUCACAUAUGCUCCAAUAAUCUGCCCUGGAAGAGACACCGGCUGCAUUCAGUGUCCAGCAGGACCACCUGGACCAUCAGGACCAGCUGGAGCUCCCGGAAAUCCUGGACCUGACGGAAACCCAGGUCAGGCUGGAUCUCCUGGUCAGGAUGGGCAACCGGGACCAGUUGGACCUCCCGGAGAUGCUGGAUCACCAGGAAAUCCUGGAGGCUGA